Messenger RNA from Racocetra persica, 320 nucleotides. The record is from the annotation of a GenBank genome assembly. NCBI's taxonomy places the organism in Eukaryota, Fungi, Glomeromycota, Glomeromycetes, Diversisporales, Gigasporaceae.
AAAUGGACAAUACAAAAUUAGCCUUAGAGAUUUGUCAGGGACUACGACCUAAUAUAGAUGAAAUUCCAAUGCCUCAAUUAUUAAAAGAUUUAGUUAAGAAAUACUUAGAGGACAAAUUAAAAGAAGAAGGGAUUUCAAAAGAAAAAGUCCAGAUUAUUAUUAAUUAUUGUGAAAGAUUUAGCAAGUCAGAGCAAGAAUUAGAACAAGAAAAGUUGCAAGCCCAAAUUGAAACCCCUCCUAAAGUGACAACCUCUUCGAUACACUUUAUAAUGCAGCAACAACAACCUCAAAUUGAAAUUCCUCCUAAAAACAAUAACUAA